UAAUCGAUCUCCCGCAUCAAAUGAGCUCAAUUAGGGUUUCCGGAGUGUCGUCAACGAUCGAGAAUUUUGACCACAUUGCGUGAACGUGAGACAAAAGAAUGCCGCAAUGCGAGCGGGGAGGUGAAAUUUCUGCAAUCUGUCAGUAAAACCCUGCUAAACCCACCUCAUUCUCAUUUCAACGGAGUGUUUUCUGGAUGAAGGCGAAGGAGGGCUUUUGUUCAAAUUUCAGUGUCUGAGAGAGCUCCCGAAUCCGCACAUUGGUGUCUUCAUACCCUGACGUCCAUCACUGCGUUGCUGCUCUGUAUUUGUCCAAGCAUUCUCUUGUGUUUGGUUGCCCGGAGCAAGAAGUAGGCCAGGAUGGCGCAGCUCAUGUCGGUUGCGAGAAGGUUGAAGCCAUUGUUGGACAGAGUGCUGGUGGAGAAAGCUGUGACGCCAACCGUAUCUGCUGGGGGCAUUCUUCUUCCCGAGACUACAACAAAGGUGAACUCAGGUGUUGUUGUUGCAACUGGCCCGGGUUCCAAAACGAAGGACGGCACUCUGAUCCCCUGUGAUGUAAAGAAUGGCGACACCGUUCUUCUUCCAGAGUAUGGUGGUACACCAGUCAAGUUGGAAGGCCAUGAAGGGAAAGAGUUUUUGUUAUACCGUAACGACGAUAUUCUAGGGGUUUUGGAAGAUUGAGGGCUUCGCACAAAUCUGAAGUUUGAUCUUUCUUGUUACAAUGUUCAGAAAGUAGAACUUGUGGACCCGUGUAAAGAGGGCUCGCAUCGAGUAGACAUUAACUGUUUCGUGCUGGCACCAUUCAUGUCAUCUAUUCUUGUGAAGAAGAUUUUACGGCGUGAUUAAGGAUUCUUGGUGCACUACGUUACUUCCCAAUGUGCAUUCCGGUGGAAUGAAAUCCCCAGUAGCAAAGCCUUCGUUCGCUCAA
Molecule: messenger RNA, 925 nt
Organism: Physcomitrium patens
Lineage: Eukaryota; Viridiplantae; Streptophyta; Bryopsida; Funariales; Funariaceae
Product: 10 kDa chaperonin, mitochondrial
Cellular component (GO): mitochondrion
Molecular function (GO): ATP binding; metal ion binding; protein-folding chaperone binding
Source: RefSeq, a predicted model, not a curated record